AGCCUAUUUUGUGAGAACCCUGGAGAUUUGACGGGAAGCCGCGUGCGAGAUGUCUAGCCAGAGCCAGGUGUCCAUGACAGCAAUGACUGAACCAGGUCUUGCCUUUGUCGCACCCUCCAUGACUCAUCAGAUGACGCGCCGUGCGAAGCCAAGCAUCACACAACGCUCUGCUGAGAAUGAGUCAAAGACACUAUCGUCUGCAGCCGUGAUGGGCGGCUCUUUGCUGGGCUUGACAGCAAGCAUGGCGCGUAGCUCCAAGCGCUCCAAGCGCUCUAGCCUCCAGGUGGCCACUGCAGAUGUGCAGACCUUGAAUGCGCCGGACGGAGAGGAUGAGAUGAUGGCCCAGGAAAUCGCGGGCGUCUCCGGCGGCUUCGGCGGCUACACGCAGUCGAACGUGGCAUCGCGGCGCGUGGUGCCUACGGAGGAGCAGCGGAAGGGCCGCCAGUUCAUGAAAGUGGUCUACGUGGUUUUGGAGUCACAGUAUCAAUCGGCCAUGACCACAGCCAUCCGACAGAUCAACAAGACCCCGGGCCCCGUUUGCAUGGAGUGCGUGGGAUAUCUGCUGGAGGAGAUCCGCAGCCCGGAGAGUGAGGAGGAAUUGGCCAAGGACUUAGAUGAUGCCAACGUGUUCAUUUGCUCCUUGAUCUUCGUCCAGGAACUGGCGGAGAAGUUGGUGAAGAUCGUGGAGCCCCGGCGGGAACACUUGGACGCUUGCCUUUGCUUCCCCUCCAUGCCGGAGGUCAUGAAGCAGAACAAACUGGGAACCUUCGACUUGACCCAGAUUGCUGGCGGCCCCUUGGGCAGCUUUGCGCAGCAGGUGAAGGACCUGAGGCAGAAGUCUUUGUCGAACAAGCCCGCCUCCGGCGGCAACUUCCAGGACAGCCUCCUGAAGUUGGUGCGAACACUUCCAAAGGUCUUAAAGUUCCUUCCUGGCGACCAGGCCAAAGAUGCCAGGACCUUUGUGCUUUCGCUGCAGCACUGGCUGGGCGGCACCCCUGAGAACUUGGAGGCCAUGCUCUUGCGGAUUGCCGGUGGCUAUGUGAAGGGUGUGGAGGAGAUCGAUACCGAAGCCUUGAUGGACCCGGUGGUGCUGCCGGACAUGGGCAUUUGGCAUCCGCUGGCUCCACAGAUUUUUGACACCAUGAACGACUACCGUGAGUGGUAUGACAACGUGCAUUGCCCGGCCGCGGGCAUCGCCACGGAGGCGCCCACCAUUGGCAUGGUGCUCCAAAAGUCGCACAUCGCCACCAAGGACGAUGGCCACUACGUGGGCAUGGUGCAGGAGUUGGAGCGGCGGGGUGCACGAGUGUGCUGCACUUACACCGGUGGCCUUGACUUCUCGGUGCCCGUGCAGGAGUAUCUCGCCGGCCCCACGGGGGAAGGGAUGGUCGAUGCUCUGGUGAACCUCACUGGAUUCUCCCUGGUGGGCGGCCCUGCCUCUCAAGAUGCCAAGAAGGCGAAAGAGGUCCUGAUGAAGCUGAACCGACCCUACAUGGUCAGUGUGCCGUUGGUGUUCCAGUCCUUUACCGAGUGGCAGAACAGCCAACUGGGUCUCCAUCCGGUUCAGGUGGCCUUGCAGGUCUCGCUGCCCGAGAUCGACGGCGCCAUCGAGCCGCUGAUCUUCAGCGGCCGCGAUGGCACCAGUGGCCGCUCCAUCCCCAUGCAGGACCGCAUCGGCAACCUGGCCACGCGCGCCAUGAACUGGGCAAAUCUGCGGCGCAAAUCCAACGCGGAGAAGAAGCUGAGCAUUUGCGUCUUCCAAUUCCCACCGGACAAGGGCAAUGUGGGUACGGCUGCGUAUUUGGAUGUCUUCGGCAGCAUCUAUGCGGUCAUGAAGGAGUUAAAGAAGCAGGGCUACACUGUCGAGGACAUCCCUGAGACGGUCGAAGGUUUGCAAAAGUCCAUCUUGGAAGACCCCGAGGCGGCCAUGUCCAUGUCGGAGCUCAACGUGGCCUAUCGCAUGAGUGUGGACGAGUACGAGGAGCUGUGCCCCUUCGCGCACGACCUGCGGGAGAAUUGGGGACCUCCGCCCGGGGAGCUCAACACCGACGGCCAGGACAUGCUCAUUUACGGCAAGCACUUUGGAAACAUUUUCCUGGGUGUUCAGCCCACCUUCGGCUACGAGGGAGAUCCCAUGAGGCUGCUCUUUGCGAAGUCGGCGUCGCCGCACCACGGCUUCGCCGCCUUCUACACCUACCUGGAGUUCAUCUUCAAGGCGGACGCCUUGCUGCACUUCGGAACCCAUGGCUCGUUGGAGUUCAUGCCUGGGAAGCAGGUGGGCAUGUCAGGCAGCUGCUAUCCGGACCGCUUGAUCUCGGUCAUUCCGAACCUCUAUUACUACGCUGCCAACAACCCCUCGGAGGCCACGAUCGCCAAGCGUCGCUCCUAUGCCUCGACGAUCUCCUACCUGACGCCGCCCGCGGAGAACGCCGGGCUUUACAAGGGCCUGAAAGAGCUCAGUGACUUGGUGAAGUCCUACCAGGGCUUGCGCGAGAAUGAGCAACGAGGCGCUUCCAUUGUGAACAGCAUCGUUGCGACGGCUCGUCAAUGCAAUUUGGACAAGGACAUCGAGAAUUUGCCCAGCGAGGAGGAUGACAUGGCAAAGAAGACCAUGGACGAGAGGGAUGAUGUGGUGGGCAUGGUCUACAAGCUCCUCAUGGAGAUCGAAUCCCGCGCCUUGCCCAUGGGCCUCCACCAGGUGGGAGUGCCUCCCUCGGCCGAAGAGAGCGUGGCCACCCUGGUGAACAUCGCUCAGCUGGACCGCCCUGAUAUGGGCAUCAAGAGCCUCCCCCGCAUCAUUGCUGAGAGCAGGGGCAAAGACAUUGAGGCGGUCUACAAGGGCAACAACGAUGGCAACCUGGAGGAUGUGUCCUUGGUCCAAGACAUUACCCUGGCCAGCCGCGCGGCGGUGGGCGCGCUGGUGCAGCAGUCCACCAAUGCGGAGGGGCGAGUGGAGGAGGUGAGCGCCCUGCAGGGUGUCUUUGAUUUCUUCUCCGGCGGCUCCGUGUACAAGAAGGCCCUCGCCGAGUGUGGCUUCGACUGUCCCGACGAUGACCUUAAGCCGCUCUUCGAGUACCUGCAGGUUUGCCUGGGCGAAGUGGUGCGCAACAACGAGGUGCCCACCUUGCUCAAGGCCUUGGACGGACAAUUCAUCGAGCCAGGCCCCGGUGGUGAUCCUAUCCGGAACCCCGAUGUGCUGCCCACGGGAAAGAACAUGCAUGCCUUGGACCCCAACUCGAUUCCCACCAAGGCGGCCUGCGACGUGGCCCUCGUGGUGGUCGAACGACUCCUGGAGUCGCUCACCCAGCAGCAGGGCGAGUUGCCGGAAUCCAUCGCCUUCACCUUGUGGGGCACGGACAACAUCAAGACCUAUGGCGAGAGCUUGGCUCAGGUCUUGGCCUUGGUCGGCGCCCGACCGGUACCCGACUCCCUGGGCCGCGUCAACAAGGUGGAGUUGAUCCCCUUGGAGGAGCUGGGCAGGCCACGCGUGGAUGUGGUGUGCAACUGCUCGGGUGUCUUCCGUGACUUGUUCAUCAACCAGAUGAACCUCUUGGACCGCGCCAUCAAGGCCGCGGCCGAAGCGGACGAGCCGCUGGAGCAGAACUUUGUGCGGAAGCACGCGAUGGAGCAGGCCGAGGAGCUGAACAUCUCCUUGAGACAGGCGGCCACGCGUGUCUUCUCCAACGCCGCUGGGUCGUACUCUGCUAACGUGGGUAUCGCCAUCGAGAACGGCGCCAACGUGGACGAAGAUCAGCUGCAGGAGCAGUUUGUGACCCGCAAGGGCUUCGCCUUGAGCUCCGACGCCCCCGGAGAACUGCAGGAAGCCUCCGGGCUUUUCAAGUCUGCCCUCAGCAAGGUGGAUGUGACCUUCCAGAACUUGGAUAGCAGCGAGAUCUCCUUGACGGAUGUCUCUCACUACUUCGACAACGACCCCACGAAGGUGGUGUCCAACCUUCGGAAGGACGGCAAGAAGCCUGCGUCGCUGAUCGCGGACACCACCACGGCCAACGCUCAGGUCAGAUCACUCUCCGCCCAGGUGCGUUUGGAUAGCCGCACCAAACUCCUGAACCCCAAGUUCUACGAGUCCAACCUCAACGGCGGCUACGAGGGCGUUCGAGAGAUCUCCAAGCGCAUGCGCUUCACCUUCGGCUGGAGCACCACUGCAGACGCCGUGGACAACUUUGUCUACGAGGACUGCAACACGACCUACAUCCAGGAUGAAGAAAUCAAGAACAGGAUGCUGCAGGCCAAUCCUGAUGCGCUCCGAGACAUGGUACAAACCUUUUUGGAGGCCAAUGCCAAGGGGUACUGGGACACCUCCGAGGAGAACCUGCAGAAGCUGCGGGAUGUCUACCAGGAGUGCGAGGACAAAAUCGAAGGCGUGGACUUUGCUGCAUGAGGGACGAGGGACACCUCGCAACCUGGUGCAGUCUCCACGCCUCCUGAAUGUUUGUUACUUCGCAAGUGGGGUGUGGAAGGCCGACCCAGAAGAUGUGGUGCUCAGAGCGACCCUUUGGUCGAACGAAAUCAAAUCGAAGAAAAUGAAGUAAACAGAGAUCGUCGGGGUCCUAAAACUGAGACCCAUUACGACGUAAAUUCUCCGCUGUCCAUUCUAGCUCUGGCGUCGGGGCACUGUCUCAAACUGCUGAUUACAUUCGGCCCCUGCGUGCUGGCUUAGGUCAUUCGGGGCCUGCAGGAUGGGAAUCAUUUGAGUCACCAGCAUCACCAGCAUCACCUACAAUGUCCGAUAGAACCUGUCACAUCAAUGAACCCCUUUCCGAGGAGUGCGCAUGGUCUUUCCGCAGUUGUUUUUUUGCGUUGGAAGAACCAGGUCAACCGAAACGCGUUUUGUCCGAAAGCAAACGGCUUGGG
Molecule: messenger RNA, 4872 nt
Organism: Durusdinium trenchii
Lineage: Eukaryota; Dinophyceae; Suessiales; Symbiodiniaceae
Source: the annotation of a GenBank genome assembly